Molecule: messenger RNA, 272 nt
Organism: Entrophospora sp. SA101
Lineage: Eukaryota; Fungi; Glomeromycota; Glomeromycetes; Entrophosporales; Entrophosporaceae
Source: the annotation of a GenBank genome assembly
GAAAUAACGAAGCAAUUGAUGAUUUUGCUAAUCAAAUAAUAGAUGAUUAUUUUCGUAAAAUAAAGGAGAUGAAAGAGAAGCAACAAAAAGCUGCUGCUUUGGUUGACGAGUAUUAUAAUCAUGAUUACAGUAAAAUAUUUAAGAGUAAACAAUUGGAUAAAGCUGAACAAACAAGCAAAGAAGUUAGAAAAAUAAUUGAAAAAUUGUGGUACUUGAUCAAUAUUACAAUAAAUGUUUCUAAAUAUUUUACAACUGAUCCAACACCUUUUUAA